AACAGCCUCAGAACCCCCCAAACUAAACUUUUGCACGACAUGGCGCGGCGAUCGCUUCGAAGGCCGGGAACUUCAGUCUCUCGUUGCUCCUCCAAGAGAGCUCUUUCGCCCAAAUCCACGCCGACGCGGCAAGCGAAGCGGGCCAAGGCACAAGGCAGCUCCAAAGCGACGCCCGCAAAGAGCAAGUAUUUCGAGCAUCCGUCCGACAGCGAAGAGAAAGGCCAAGAACAGCCGGAUACGUCGUCUGCCGAAGAGCAUUCCGACCACGAGGAUGAAGACCCCGCUGCUGCCGAAUCGCCCUACGAGAGCGACGCAUGUCCCUCGGGCGAAGACGAAAAGCCAAAGAAAAGGGGAAGGCCAAAGAAAUCAGGCUCUAGUUCCAUCAAACCAGCGGCUAGCAAAGGAAAGGAGUUGUGGAGAGCUGGGGCCGAGUUGGAUAUUGAACCUGGUACUCAGCUGAUUAUCAAAAAGCCCAAAGCCCGGGAAGCUGGAAAGACGCCGUAUACAGACGACACGAUCCACCCGAACACUCUGCUUUUCCUACGCGAUUUGGCCGAGAAUAAUGACCGGGAGUGGCUUAAGAUGCAUGAUCCCGACUACCGAACAUCCCUGAAAGAUUUCAAUUCAUUCGUUGAACGACUCACGGAGAAAGUCAUUGAGGCAGACGAGACCAUCCCUGAGCUACCGAUCAAAGACGUCGUCUUUCGUAUCUACAGGGACAUCAGGUUUAGCUCUGACCCAACACCGUACAAGACAUAUUUCUCCGCAGCCUGGUCUCGGACAGGCCGAAAAGGGCCAUAUGCUGCGUACUACGUUCAGGUUCAACCUGGUGGCAGUUAUGUCGGUGGCGGACUCUGGAUGCCCGCAGCACCCAGUCUUCAGCGACUGCGACGCAACAUCGACACACGGCCGCAUGAGAUCAAACGAGUCUUGACCGACGCGGGAAUCCGGGAAGAGUUCUUUGACGGGAUUGAGGAUGACGAGAAGGAAGCGGUUCGGGCUUUUGUCAAGCAGAACGCGGAGAGCGCACUCAAGACAAGGCCGCAGGGCUACGACAAGGAGCACCGCGACGUGGAGCUGCUGCGGCUGCGCAGCUUCAGCAUCGGGCGACGGGUGAGCGACGGCGUCGUGGAGGGGCCGGGCGGGCUGGCGCGCAUCGCGGGGCUGCUGGCGAGGCUUGGGCCGUUUAUCACGUACCUCAACGGCGUAGUCAUGCCCGACUGAGUUGUCCACUGGGGCCGGGGGAGGGCCGGAGGGGGCGGAUUGCGCGCAGCAAGAAUCGGGCACGUGACCUGGGUGGCUGGCGGGGGGAGGCCAAAGUUUAAACCGGGAUGUGCGAUUUGGAUGCCCGUGAAGAAAAAAGCUUACUGUGCAGCAGCACCAGGGCCGGGCCGCGCGAGUGGGAAUAUGGGAAGGAAGGGACCUAGGGUGCGCCUGCCCU
Molecule: messenger RNA, 1441 nt
Organism: Aplosporella prunicola CBS 121167
Lineage: Eukaryota; Fungi; Ascomycota; Dothideomycetes; Botryosphaeriales; Aplosporellaceae
Exons: 8
Coding region: 40-1224 (394 amino acids)
Source: RefSeq, a predicted model, not a curated record